AUGCCGAAGCCAAAGAGAUACUCGACAACAGGGGGCCUUCGACGCGAGGAUUCGGACGAUGAACUCGGAUAUGAAGAUCACCCCUGGCAAUGGAUCUAUGAAGACGAGAACGGCCACAGCACACCCCAAGAAGAUGAGUCCACACCCUCGAAGAAACGCAAGGCGCACGCCCUCAACCCGAAAAGGGCUUCCAUCGUGGGAGCGCGCAUGGGUUCCUUCGUGGUGCGGAUCGGGGAUUCGGUGCUGCUGAAAUCUCCCGAGGAAGGCAAAGAUUGGGUGGGACUGGCGUGCUCGUUCUCCGACACUAACGAAGACGGGGAAGACGAGAUGUGUGUGUACAUCCAGUGGUUCUGCACGCCGGAGGAGCUGAUGUUCGGCAAACGCUCCAAGAUCCCCCACGAUGUGUUGCCCAAUGAAUCCUACAUCACGACCGACUUCAACAUGAACCCACUGACCGCCAUAAAUGGAAAGGCAACCGUGCUGUCCAAGGAGGCCUUCUUACAGAAAUACCCUGGAGGCGAACCCCCGAAGUCUAAGGCGGCCGCGAACCGAUAUGCUAAGACCAUUCUGUGCCGGCGGGGGGUCAAGCAGAGAACAGUACGAUUCACCGAGGACUUCGUGUGGGAACAGAUCUACAGCGGUCCCGAGGAUCUCUUGGACUUGAUUGAUUGGAUCAAAGAGCAGACGAAGGGUCGGAGGAAGCAGACUCUCAAAACCGAGGAUGUGGAAUACGUGCAGCAGAAGGAGACGGUUGGUGAUGAGCCCCGGACUCCUCACAAAAGAAGGAAGACGACAGCGACAAUUUCCACUCCGAGGUCUUCGGCAAAGGCCUCUAAAUACAGCACGCCAACUCACAAACGGAUCAUGAUUAAAAAGCCUAUCGAGAUCACUCCUCUGGGCACUCGCGUCCUGUCUCCUUCUCAGUAUAUGUCGACACCAUAUUCUCAUGCACGUUCGACACUGCACGUUUCUGCCGUCCCGACGUCUCUCCCUUGCCGCUCUAAUGAAUUCCACACCGUCUAUUCUCAUCUCUACUCCGCCAUCGUGGAUGGCUCCGGCGCAUGCAUCUACAUCUCUGGGACACCGGGGACGGGGAAGACGGCCACGGUCCGCGAAGUGGUCGCAUCACUCCACGAGGCGGUUCUGAAUGAGGAACUCGACGACUUCAACUUCGUCGAAAUCAACGGCAUGAAGGUCACCGAGCCGCACCAAUCGUACUCGCUCCUGUGGGAGGCGCUCAAGGGCGACCGCGUCAGUCCGCAUCACGCGCUGAGCCUUCUGGAGCAGGAAUUCUCGCACCCCUCGCCACGCCGCAUACCGUGCGUCGUGCUGAUGGACGAACUCGACCAGCUGGUGACGAAGAAUCAAAGCGUCAUGUACAACUUCUUCAACUGGCCGGCCAUGCGACAUUCGCGACUUAUCGUUUUGGCUGUCGCCAACACCAUGGAUCUGCCCGAGCGGACGUUGUCCAACAAGAUCAGCUCGAGACUAGGAUUGACCAGGAUAACGUUCCCGGGCUACACACACACACAGCUGAUGGAGAUCAUAUCGUCGAGGUUGGAGGGUGUUCCGGGCAAUAUCGUUGACAAGGACGCCGUACAGUUUGCAAGCCGCAAAGUCGCCGCCGUCUCCGGCGACGCCAGACGGGCACUCGACAUCUGCCGCCGAGCAGUGGAAAUCGCCGAACAGUCUCAGGAAAAGCAGAAUGCGGCGUCUGGAGAUAUCAACGAUGACGACGUCACAGCAACCACCCCGAGCCGCAGAGGAAGGAAUGUCCCGAAGGACAAGGUAAAUGGCGGUGGGCAGGAAGAAGCGGCGCCGAAGCGACUGGCAAGGGUGACAAUCGCAACGAUCAAACAAGCGAUCAACGAGGCCACGUCGUCUCCGGUCGCGCAGCACCUGCGCUCCCUCCCACUGGCCUCGAAGCUUCUCCUCGCGGCGAUAUCUGCACUCAGUCGCCGCACGGGCGUCGCCGAAUCCACCAUGGGAGACAUUACCGUCGAGGCGAAGCGCAUCAUGGAUGUCGCGGACAACAGUUCCAUCCAGGACUUCUUGCACGCGGACGACACAGUCGGAAAGAGCACUUCUACUUCCACCUCCACCUCCACGUCUGUCAUGCCCCGGAUUCUGGCGUUGGGAGGGGCCGCGAUGGCGUUAGUGGAGGCGGGUGUCAUCGCGAUGGAAAUGAGAGGGAAGGGCGAAAGAGCGGGAAAAGUCCGACUGCGAGUGGGAGAGGAAGAAGUCACGAGCGCGUUGAUGGGCGACCCUGAAGUCAAGGGACUGGGGUUUUGA
This is a messenger RNA of Fonsecaea erecta, 2292 nucleotides long. Its product is annotated as origin recognition complex subunit 1. The coding region runs from base 1 to 2292 and encodes 763 amino acids. NCBI's taxonomy places the organism in Eukaryota, Fungi, Ascomycota, Eurotiomycetes, Chaetothyriales, Herpotrichiellaceae. The record is from RefSeq and is a predicted model, not a curated record. Gene Ontology annotation, biological process: mitotic DNA replication checkpoint signaling; DNA replication initiation. Gene Ontology annotation, molecular function: DNA replication origin binding; chromatin binding; ATP hydrolysis activity. The transcript has a single exon. Gene Ontology annotation, cellular component: nuclear origin of replication recognition complex.